Messenger RNA from Penicillium chermesinum, 774 nucleotides. RefSeq names its product putative short chain dehydrogenase. Bases 1 to 774 code for a protein of 257 amino acids. The record is from RefSeq and is a predicted model, not a curated record. The transcript is spliced from 3 exons. Lineage: Eukaryota; Fungi; Ascomycota; Eurotiomycetes; Eurotiales; Aspergillaceae.
AUGUCAUCUGCCAACACUAUUCUGAUCACCGGAGGGAAUACUGGUCUCGGCCUAGAAAUCGUCAGAGCCCUUAGCAAGGAAGCAGUCUCUUAUAACAUCAUCAUCGGUAGCCGCAAUCUGGAAAAAGGCAUUAAAGCCGUUACCCAAAUCCAAGAGGAGCUUCCGCAAUCACAGAGCAAGCUCAGCACGGUCCAGAUCGAUGUUCUCUCAGAUGAUUCCAUCCGAGGAGCAGUGGAAUACGUCGCCUCGACAUUCGGCAAACUAGAUGUUCUUAUCAACAACGCGGGUGCCAAUUUCGACCACGAUAUCCAAGGCGGCAAACUGAGCCAACGCGAUGGCUGGAACCUGGCUUGGAACACGAAUGUCACUGGCGCGCAUGUGACGACAGUCGAAUUCGUUCCACUGCUGCUCCAGUCGGCUUCUCCCGACUACUCUUCAUCACAAGUGUUUGCGGUGAUUAAUGCGUCCCCGGAAGCUGGGUGGCCUAAGCCGCAGACGCUGAACCCGACGGAGUCGUACCGCAGUUCGAAGGCUGGGCUGAAUAUGAUGAUGCGGCAAUGGUACCGAAUUCUGAAGAAUGAUGGCGUGAAGGUGUUUGCCGUCUCUCCCGGGUUUCUUGCUACAGGCCUGGCCGGUCUUGGCGAGGAGACUCUUAGAAAGAUGGGGGCUCGUGAUCCCGCGAUCGGAGGAAAUUUUGUCAAGGAUGUUGUUUUGGGGAAAAGGGAUGCCGACGAAGGCAAAGCCAUCUACAUUCAGGGCAUUCAGCCUUGGUAG